AUCGGAGUUAUAGAAUUGGCAGCAUUAUCCAUAUUCUAACCACACGAUCAUAGAGCGAAGGAGGGAUGGCGGUCCUCUCAUCUCUUCCUCUCUGCGCUUGGCGCCAUCAUCGGCCUUCUUCUUCAUCAUCCUCAUCUUAUUUCCCUACAACCCAACUACCCGUUCCUGCAACCUGUUUUCCUUGUCGUCCACCCAUUAGAGUCUCAAACGUUUUCACCCACCAACGGACGAUCACAGUUGACAAAUCUAAGUUGAGGGUCUCUGAAGCCACCUCCAAGGAUGAGCUUUGGGCUGCUGCUUGUCUCCGCGUUCGCACCUUUAAUCAGUUCCGCCCCGAUUCCUAUGACAUCGACGAUCAUAAGAGGUACUUGGCAGAGAACGAAUAUGAAGCAAUUCAAGAACGUAUUGCUGGAAAAAGGGUUAGCUUUAAAAGAGUGUCUUGCAUAAAUGCUACUCUUCCAUUAGCCGAAAUAUCAACCCUAGCCGAUGAUUUAUGUUCAACAUGUAAGUUUUCUGAUGAUGGAGAGGACCGAGUUGUUGUUGGGUCACUCGACCUUAAUCAGUGUAUAAGGCUUCCAGAUGAAAUAGCGGGAAUGAAACCUGAGGGAAUUGGGGCCGAUUUCGCAAGGGCAUACCUGAGCAAUGUAUGUGUUGCCAAGGAAGUGCACAGAAAUGGGUUGGGUUUUGCACUUGUUGCAAAGGCAAAGACAAUUGCGGAAGAUUGGGGCAUCAGUGAUCUAUACGUCCACGUAGCUUUCGACAACGAACCCGCAAAGAACCUCUACUUGAAGAGUGGUUUUGUCCAUGAAAGUGACGAACCUGCUUGGCAAGCCAGGUUUCUAGAUCGACCACGCAGGAUUCUCCUGUGGACUUCUCUCUCAGAACUUCUCUGAUAUUGCACUGAAUAGAGUUUUGCUCAUUAUUUUACGUGCAAUUUUCUCUCUCUACCGGUACACAGAUCAUUUCUGUUUUUAAUUUACUACAAUUCUAUUCAAUGUAAAAUUAUGUGGAUAUGUUGUCCCUCUCCAUAAUUCAUAAUAUAGCAUGAAAAUAUUGAAUUGACAAA
Molecule: messenger RNA, 1066 nt
Organism: Cucurbita maxima (winter squash)
Lineage: Eukaryota; Viridiplantae; Streptophyta; Magnoliopsida; Cucurbitales; Cucurbitaceae
Exons: 5
Coding region: 66-893 (275 amino acids)
Cellular component (GO): chloroplast
Molecular function (GO): acyltransferase activity, transferring groups other than amino-acyl groups
Source: RefSeq, a predicted model, not a curated record